CCUCCGAAAGCGCAAAGACUACAUUGAACGAUGAACAAAGAGCAGCCGUUAUUACGCAUAAAUACCAAAACCCACAUGCUAGAAAUAUCGAUCUUGUCAAUUGGAUAAGAGCCACAUACCAAUUAGAUGUACAUCCAAGUACAGUUUCUCGUUUACUAAAAAGAAAAGAGAGUAUUAUUAGUAAUCCUUCAGCAAAAAGACAUAGAACGGUUCAGCAUCCAAACUUAGAAAAUGCGCUAUACGAAUGGGUUAUACAAAUGCAGACCAAAGUAAUAUUAACUGAUGCGAUCUUGGUGCAAAAAGCCAAAGACUUUUCACAAUUGUUGAAUAUUCCCGAUGACGAUUUCAAGUUUUCUUGUGGUUGGUUGUCCAGGUUUAAAAAGAGACAUGGACUUAAGCAAAUCAAAAAACACGGAGAGGCUGCAUCAGCAGAUACUGUUGCGAUUCUUAAAACUAUCCCUGAGUUAAAGGAGAUACUGAAAAGUUAUGAUUUAAAAGAUAUAUUCAAUAUGGAUGAGACGGGCUUGUUUUACCGAUAUUACAUUGACAAUUAUCUCGAUUAUCCGGAAGAAACUAUUACAGAAGUGGAGCUUACAGAUCAGGAGAUCAUAGACUUAGUCACACAUGAAGUUAAAGGCGUGGAAAAUGUAGUAGAAGACAUAUAUUUGGAAAAUGCAGAAGAUGAUAGUGUAGAAAGGCGAAGGAUUACCCAUAAGGAGGCACUUAAUUGUCUAGAAACGCUUGCAUUAUAUCUUGUACAGCAAGAUAUUGACGAUGUUGUCAGGUUAGAACAUGAUCGUGAAUUAGUACGAUUAAGUGUAAAACGACUUGAGGAUGCUUCUCGGAAGCAAACAAAUAUUACGAGUUUUCUACAAUAA
Paraglomus occultum is the source of this 878-nucleotide messenger RNA. Lineage: Eukaryota; Fungi; Glomeromycota; Glomeromycetes; Paraglomerales; Paraglomeraceae. The record is from the annotation of a GenBank genome assembly.